This is a messenger RNA of Phaeodactylum tricornutum CCAP 1055/1, 1089 nucleotides long. RefSeq lists its product with no specific name. The transcript has 3 exons. NCBI's taxonomy places the organism in Eukaryota, Bacillariophyta, Bacillariophyceae, Surirellales, Neidiaceae. The record is from RefSeq and is a predicted model, not a curated record. Bases 1 to 1089 code for a protein of 362 amino acids.
AUGGCGUCAACUAAGGGAGUUGCCGGUCUCUUUGCACUUACGGCUUCUGCUGCCUUCCUAUCCAUUGCAGGAAUCUUUACUGCUCAGGGAACAGUCCAGAACAUUCAAGGUACCACUGCCCAGCUCAAGGAUUCACUAAUGAAUAUGGACACUUUAUUUCGGUCCGAGGCCAAUUUCCAGAUUAUUUCCGCUCAUGAUCCGUUCGCUUUCAGCUCCAACAAAUCCGCAGAGCAAUACAUUGAAACAUCGGAUGAUAGCAUGGCGGAAUAUCAGACAGGGCCCAUUCGAAGCGAUACUAGACUGGAAAGGAACGGUAAAGAGCCGGAAAAAGACUUUCGCAAACCAGUCUGGAGUAACUCUUCUGAUUAUAGCAUCGACUCCCCGACAAUUCUUGUCCAGCUUGGGGACUUCAAUUUUUCGGCCGGAAAUACUGACAGUAUCACUAAGGAGUUGCAGUCUUUGAAACAGCGUGGGCCAGACAGAAUCAUUGCCGAGAAGAGAGUUUUUCAAAUAGACAAGAAGGGACCGCUUGACCAAGGUUUGAAAUCUUUUGUGAGUCUUUACGCUGCCAAUCACACAAACAUGGGGCAAAGGAAUGGUUACAUCACCAUUCCUUUCCUAACUACACAUCAAAUGAGCGCAAAAGACCUCAUUGUGGACAAGUAUUAUAACGACAUUCGCAGAAUAUACCAUUUUGAUAAAAGCUGCUGCAUGGAUGUACCCAACCCGGAUGAAUCCGUUUUUCAUUUUCGCAAUUUUAUUAGGGAAAGUGGUAGACUACGACAUCGUGCAGGCUACGAAGAGCUAGCUCCUGAGCAAGUGGCAAAUGAGUUGUUUGCGCAUUUGAAUCCUGGCGACAAAGUAGCUAUUGCAUCACGAUUCUCCGAUGAUUUUCGAACGCAAAUGAUUGUGGACGCUCUUGAGAAGCGACAGCUUCGGGUUCGAGUCACGGAGCCACGAUCGGGGGUUGCGGAUUUUUGCUUCUUGCUGUAUGCCCAAAAGGAGUUGGUUGGCACGGCCAAAUCUCUUUUUUUAUUUGGGCUGGCCUACUUGGAAAUGCCACAAGGGUUCGACCUUAUACAGCAAUGA